GAUUGCAAGUAACUUAGUUACUGCAACCCUAUUGUCUAUAAUGUCAACCUUGUUCUCUCCUUUGUUCUCUGCAGGCUUAAUUGGUUUAAAAAGGAAUAAAAUGAUUCUGCUAGACUAAGUUGUGGGUGGAUGGGUUUGGAUGGGUUUCUUUAGACCCUGGAGCAUUUCUCAUAAUUUUGAACCAAACUAAUGGCUACAGUGAUAGAGUAACAAAGAGAGGCUCCAGUUAUUGUUGUCAUGAGUUUCAUAUUGCAGUCCAGAUAACACAGGUAGAUAGGUAUUUAAUUGUCUAGUUCUGUAAUAACUCUGUAGCCGCGUGAUUCAGCUGAACCGUCACCAUAAGGUGAGUGUUUGGUUAAUCGGUCACCUGCUAGGCUUACGGAGCCAGGAGGGAAAGCAGACUCCAGCCAUUCAGUUGGCUUGAAGGAAUAGAAGGAAAUACAUGGACUGAAUUGCAUAAAACUAUUAAUGGAUUAAUGUAAAAUAAUUCUCAGAUAAUCAAUGCACACCUUGAUAACCCUAAAUAACAAUUAGAACUAAACUACGAUACCAGUUGUCCAUCUCUUCAGAUUUACACACUGUUUGUCCCUGGCACGUAAAAGCUAACCAUAACACGCAAAUAUUUUAGGUUUGUUUUGCUGUCUCUUCGCUGGCAUUGACUGUGUUGUCUCUGAAUAGAGAACUUGUUGGUCUGGUUUGCCUGCCCUACCCUUAGUCACAUGAUGCAGCUGUUUUAUGAGGUCAGAGUAUGGGAGAUGAGCCUUGUGUAACUACCAGUGUCAACUCAAUAUUAAAUGACAAACCAUAAGAGCACAUAUAACCUGGGCACGCAGGGAGAGGGUUGUUCUAAUGAAAACCAAAGAGAAAAAUACCAGCCUCUGGAAAAGUAAAUUCAAGUCAAUUGUUAUAGUAUUACUCUUAUUCACAGUUACAGUGACAAAUCACCAUUAAAUCACCACAAUGUCUCUGAUUUUGCACCGGCUCUCGGUCUGUGUUAUCUCUUUGAAAUAUUGAACGUAUUUGAACAUAUUUGGACAAGCAUCAGGGCAUUAGAAGUAGCCUACACAGUAAGUCACACUGUGAAAAUGUAAACGUCAGUGAACUGUUUACCCCUGGGGGCGGGGCCAGGUAUUAGGGGAUGAGCCAGGUGUUAGGGAAAGAGAGGAGAGGACGUAUUGUUCAGGAAACGAAACUUAAGGUUCAUGGAAACCAAGCCAACGACGUGCAGGCAGUCGGCAAACGCAUUUUGGAACCAAUAGUCUGACAGUCAGAAACAACAACAAGGAUGGCCUCUGUUAAACGUUCCUGGUCUGAAGAGGACUUUUCAUGUUCCAUCUGUCUGGGUCUGUUCAGCAGCCCAGUUUCCACACCAUGUGGACACAACUUCUGCAGUACCUGUAUUAAUAAGUUCUGGGAUGGAAAAGUUCGUUACAAAUGUCCAAUUUGCAACAAGAUUUUCCACCCUAGACCGGAUCUACAGGUCAAUAUCCUCUUAUCUGGGAUGGCUGCUGAGUUUACAAAGCCUGUAACAAUCAAAAAGCAGCGAUGUGUCGAACCAGGAGAAGUUCCCUGUGAUGUCUGUACUGGGUCCCAGCUGAAGGCCGUGAAGUCCUGCCUAGUUUGUUUCACCUCUUUCUGCCAAACCCACCUUGAGCCACAUCAGAGAGUUGCACAACUGAAGAAACAUCGGCUGGUCGAACCUAUGAACCGUCUGGAAGACAGGAUGUGUAAGAAACACAAUCAACUACUGGAGCUCUUCUGCAAGACUGAACAGGAGUGUGUGUGUCAGUUCUGCACAGAGGGUGACCACAGGUCCCAUCCUCAUGUACCUCUAAAGGAGGUGUAUAAAGUGAAGUUGGCCAAGCUGGGGAAGAUAGAGGCUGAAGUUCUGCAGAUGAUCCAGGAGAGAAAACUAAAGAUUAAGGAGAUAAAAGACACCGUAGAAUUGAGCACGAAAGAUGCAAACAGAGAGAUAGCAGAUGGUGUGAAGGUCCUCAUUGAUUUGAGGCGUCGCAUUGAAAAGUGCAGUGAUGAUUUCAAGCAAACAGUUAAAGAGAAACUGAAAACCACAGAGAAACAAGCUGAAGACCUCAUCAAAGAGCUGGAGCAGGAAAUAGAAGAUCUGACCAAUAGGAGCUUAGAGGUGAAGCCACUCUCACACACUAAAGACCCCCUACACUUCCUCCUGGCCUUCAGAUCCCUGAAGGAUCCUCCAACCACCAGGGACUGGAUGACGGUGGAGGUCCGUCCUCCGUCAUACGUAGGGACCUUGAGGAGAUCCCUGGAUCAGCUGGAGGAGACACUGAACAUAGAAAGUAAGAAGCUAUGUGAUGCUGCUGAACUGAAGAGAGUCCAGCAGUAUGAAGUAGAUGUGACUCUGGAUCCUGAUACAGCUCAUCCCAAGCUCAUUCUGUCUGAGGAUGGGAAACAAGUCCAUGAUGGAGGUUCAGUGAAGAAACUCCUAGACAACCCUAAGAGAUUUACACAGCAUAUAUAUAUUCUCACGAGGCAAAACUUCUCCUCAGGGAGAUUUUACUUUGAGGUCCAGGUUAAAGACAAGACUGCAUGGCGUAUAGGAGUCGCCAGAGAGUCCAUAGACAGAAAAUGUCAGAUCAUAGUGACCCCUGAGACGGGUUACUGGACUCUAUACUUGAACAAGGAUGAGUUGUUAUUUAAUAAUAACCCUGCUGUCCGUCUCCCUCUGAGAGCUCAGCUCCAGAAGGUGGGGGUGUUUGUAGAUUAUGACGAGGGUGUGGUCUCCUUCUAUGAUGUGGAAGCCAGGGUUCAUAUCUACUCUGCUACGGGUUGCACCUUUAGUGAGCCUCUCUAUCCAUUCCUCUACCCAGGUCUCUUUAAUUAUCAAGGUAUAAACUCUGUCCCCCUGAUCAUCUCACCUGUCAAUCAACCAGACUAGGACUUUUGUUUGAUCGAACAAACCACCAAAACAACUGAUGUUAAUGUACCAUGUGAGAUCCGAGAGAUCUGGAUUAAUGUUGUACUGCUGACAUUUUCUCAAGGAGAAAUACAGUAGGAAAUUAACCCUCAAUAUUAUAAAUUAUAACCCGUUGUCAAUUAUUAGAUAACAUUAUUUUCUUCAUUGUCUGUUUUCUCAGGUUUUUUAAAGGUUUACUGCUAUACAAUUGAUAAUGGUUGCAGUUAAGUAGAACAUGUUUUGAGGAUUAAUGUGUAAUCAUAAUCAUCCAAACAUUACUAUUAGUUUAUAUCGGAAUCAUGAAUGAAAACACAAUCAAAUGAAGAACAUAUUUCUGAUUUCAAU
Messenger RNA from Gadus chalcogrammus (walleye pollock), 3277 nucleotides. Its product is annotated as E3 ubiquitin-protein ligase TRIM39-like. Lineage: Eukaryota; Metazoa; Chordata; Actinopteri; Gadiformes; Gadidae. The coding region runs from base 1286 to 2914 and encodes 542 amino acids. The record is from RefSeq and is a predicted model, not a curated record. Gene Ontology annotation, molecular function: zinc ion binding; protein binding. The transcript is spliced from 2 exons.